Messenger RNA from Nicotiana attenuata, 453 nucleotides. RefSeq lists its product as uncharacterized. Lineage: Eukaryota; Viridiplantae; Streptophyta; Magnoliopsida; Solanales; Solanaceae. The transcript has a single exon. The coding region runs from base 1 to 453 and encodes 150 amino acids. The record is from RefSeq and is a predicted model, not a curated record.
AUGUCAAAGCAAAAAAAUUUACUGUAUAAUGCUAUCAGUGGAGAAGAGUAUGAAAAGAUUUCAAGUUGUGAAAUUGCUAAGGAAAUGUGGGAUAAAUUGGAGUUCACAUAUGAAGGAACCAACAAGGUGAAAGAAACAAGAAUCAAUCUUAUAGUUCGUGACUAUGAGCUAUUUCAAAUAAAGGAUGGAGAAUCAGUGGAGGAGAUGUUCUCCAGGUUCAGCAAAAUCCUUGGGGAUUUAAAAUCUUUCGGCAGACCAAUAAAGACUGGAGAACAGGUCAGAAAAAUUCUUAGAAGUCUACCCACAAUUUGGCUGCCCAAGGUUAUUACUCUGGAAUAUCAGGAUCUUGACAAAAUGUCUUAUGAUGAACUUAGAGAUGAUCUUAUUGACUUUGAGAAAACUCACUUGAACAAGCAAAUUCUACAAGAAAAGAACAAAAAUAGUCGACUUUAA